AUGCUCAGCGACGCCCUCUACACGGGGACACUCCCCGCAGCAGUGGAAAAGGGACUCACAGUAUUGCUCCCCAAAGAAGUCCAGCCCAAGGGAUGGGGGGAGACCAGACCGAUCACCCUCAGCAGCACGGUGCUCAAAGCCAUCGCACAACUGCUGCUGCGGCGCUGCGCGUACACGCUGCAGCCCCUCAACACCCUCCAGUGGGCAGCGUUUGACUCGGUGGCGCAAACCAGCCUGGCCAGACUCGUGGAGGAGAAGGCGCUGUUGGAGACUCUGGCCCACACCCAACAGCAAGACAGAGGGGGGGACAACCCACUCCUCCCCCCACCCCCACAUGGCGGAAGUUACAUGGACGACACCUACCUCUGGGGGGAGAACCCACUACACCUCCAAGCCACCCUGGACAAGCUCCAGAAGACCCUCCAGAAGCACGGCCUCAAAAUCAACCCCAAGAAGACACGCAUCAUCACCAACACUGACAACCCCUUCAAAUUCAAGAUCGACGGGCAGGUGGUCACACCAGAAGGAGGGGACGCAGCCCUCACGGUGCUUGGCUCACCAGUCAGCUUUGCGGGGGGACCACAACACUUGGCAGCCGAGAUGGGGACCCGAGGGCGCAAGGCCUUCGGCAAGAACAAGAAGAUCCUCACAGCCAAGACGGCGCUGAAACGCAGACUCAACCUGCACACCACCCUGGUGAGACAGAGCGCUCUGUGGGGGUGCGAAACGCUCCAGUUACAGCAGGCAUGGACGGACUGGAACACGCGCACACUCCGCAUGGCACGAGUGCACCUGCACAAGAACAACCAGGGCAGAACAGGCCACGCUCGACAUGCUACAGUGGAGGGGGAUGAGGUGGUGGCGCCAACAGCAAG
Molecule: messenger RNA, 875 nt
Organism: Symbiodinium necroappetens
Lineage: Eukaryota; Dinophyceae; Suessiales; Symbiodiniaceae
Source: the annotation of a GenBank genome assembly